Messenger RNA from Entrophospora sp. SA101, 753 nucleotides. Lineage: Eukaryota; Fungi; Glomeromycota; Glomeromycetes; Entrophosporales; Entrophosporaceae. The record is from the annotation of a GenBank genome assembly.
AUGGCACCAAAUCCAAUCGCAAUGACCAACAUCAAAGCCUUGACAAAAGGUUUCGAAACCGGAAAAGAUCUCUUGAAAUCUAAUAAUUCUACUAGUUAUGCUGAUAAUGAUAACAACAAUAAGCUUAAUAUCAUCGUCAUGAGAGAUGAAAAUAAUAAUAAUAAUAAUCAAAUCGUCUCCACUCCUGAUCAUUCUACUAAUGUUAAUAAAAAUAAAAAUAUUGUCACCACUAAUGAAGAAAAUGACGAUUACAGUCAGACUAUUACUGCCACCAAUUUCAAAAAUAAUAGCAAUAAUAAUAUUAAUUAUAAUAAAAAUAUGAGUAAUAUUAUUACGACCAACAAUGAAGAAAACCAUGAUGAUAAUCAGUCCACCACCAUAGAUUCUAAUAAUAAUAAAAACAAUAAUACUGAUGGUUGUGAUCGUAACAACAAAGACAACAUUAUUGACGACCAACAAACUACCUCUAUCACUUCCACUGAUCCUGUUAUCACUUCAACUGAUCCUGUUAUCACUUCAAAUGGUUCGACCGAUGCUACUACUACUUCCGCUGAUUCUGUUAAUAAAUUGACGUUGCCAGAAUCAGUAGAAGAUGUUUUAAAUUCAAACAGAUACAUUGUUAAUAAACAUGGCUGGUGGCCAAUGUUUGGCGGUGAGCGUACUCUUAAAAGAAAGUAUGAUUCUUUCUCAUCACCGUCAUUUUCUUCAUUAGUGGUGACAAUAUUUUUAUUUUUAUUAACAUUAGUAGAAUGA